This is a messenger RNA of Syngnathoides biaculeatus (alligator pipefish), 2274 nucleotides long. RefSeq names its product tumor necrosis factor receptor superfamily member 5. The record is from RefSeq and is a predicted model, not a curated record. The transcript is spliced from 10 exons. Gene Ontology annotation, cellular component: external side of plasma membrane; CD40 receptor complex. The coding region runs from base 342 to 1574 and encodes 410 amino acids. NCBI's taxonomy places the organism in Eukaryota, Metazoa, Chordata, Actinopteri, Syngnathiformes, Syngnathidae. Gene Ontology annotation, molecular function: CD154 receptor binding; antigen binding. Gene Ontology annotation, biological process: B cell activation; positive regulation of canonical NF-kappaB signal transduction; positive regulation of B cell proliferation.
CAUGGAGUCUGUCUGAGUUCAGAAUGUAUUGUAUUGUAUUUGCCAUUUUUACUGUUUGUCUUACGUGAGCGCACGUGGCGUGACGUCACUUCAGGAGGCGUGGUUAAGUGCCCUGUACGGAGGGGUCAAUUCCGGUAAGAUGUGAGGCGGCGCCGUGCGUGCGCGCGCACCCGUGAGGUGAGGCGGCUCAGUGGGCGGCCGAGACUUCCGCUGGGGAGGAAAGAGUGACGCUUCCGAUGGGUGGAGGCAGGCAGGCAGGCAGUCGGGCAUGAAGAGUAACAGAAAGUAAAGAUAGUUGCCAGAGCAUUUCAACGGAAUCGAGGCAGUGCCGCAGCUGCAGGAUGGGCCCGAAAGUGCAAUAUUUCGUCAGUGUGCUCUUGUCAUCUGCACAGCUGCUGCUCACCUCUCCGCUGACACAGAGGAACCACUUACGCAUCCAGGGUGGCAAAGAGUGCAAGAUGUGUCCUCCAGGCCAGUUCCAGAAGUCUUGCGAUCAGUGCGCGCCGUGCCCACCCGGGAGCUACACCGCCGACUGGAACCACGAAGACAGCUGCCAUCGUUGCUACGGCGACUGCAGGCCCGAAUUCAACCACAAAGUGAUCGAGAACUGCAGCAGCACAUCCAACCUCAAGUGCGCAUGCCGAGAUGGCUUCCGCUGCACUUCUGUGGUCGCGUACACUGACAACUGCAAAAACUGUGUCACAACCACAACCGUCACAGCAUUCGCAGCAGCAACAACAUCAACAACAACGACAGCAACAACAGAAGAUGAGCAGACUCGUUCUUCUCCUUCCUCAGGAUCCCGCAGCAACUCUGCGAAGUUGUGCUCUUUUCCCGAAUGUGACGCCCAGCCUGGAAACAAUUUGAAUGCCGUCAAAGAGCCGAACCCAGGCCCUCACCCGCUGGCCGUCGUGUUCCCGAUGGUCGUCGUGGUAACCCUGGCCCUCAGCAUCUGGCUCUGCAUCUGUCGGCGAGAAGAGGAAACUUGCCUAAAGCGCGCUGCGGUGAAGUUUUGCAAUAAGGUGAGUCGUGUGCGCAACAAGUCGACCGCGAGUGUGCGCCGGUAUGCUUUCCCGCUGCUUUUGUGCUCGAGCCAAAUCCUCAGGAAAUAUGAGUGUUGCUUUGGCGCCAUCUUCUGGCAAUCUUAUUGCCAGGGAACUAUGUUGAACUGGAUAGAAGAGCUUCAAGUAACGCUUUGCUUUUGGCAUCUAUACGAGGUUAUUAAACUUUUUUCCUCUCCAGGGGGUUCCCAAUGUUGCGGCCAAGGGGAAAGAGCCCAAUCAGCACGUCCCGGUUGGCCCUUGCGGUACCAAACCUUUUUGUUCCAUCCCAGCACUCACGUGCACGCUCGUCAUGACGGAAUGUUUGAAUGCGAGCGUGCGUGUGCGCAGGCGCUGUUCAUGUCCACAAUGCGGGGACGGUCAUCUUCAGCUGGCUCAGCCAGUUUACCGGCCAAGUGGGUCCCGUCACGGAAAUCAAAGUGGCGACGAAAGACGAGGACGAGGCGGAAGACGCUGACCUGGCCGCUCCUCCUCCGCGGGGCUCCAAAGUUCCCCUGUCUGAAGAGGAGAUGAGCCAUGGGGGGGUCUUGUUGCCCUCUCAGGAAGAAGGCAAAGACUGGCACGCGUCCAAAGAGGAAGCAGAAGCCUGACGGUGGGGGCUGGAGACCACCUCAGCACUGCGGGAGAUUUCAUUUGUUUCACAACCUCAGAGAAGAAAGACUGUCUGGUACCACAGGUUGGGGGGGGGGGGGGGGGGUCCCAAUAAGUUUCCUGGUGCACCGUUGUUCUUUAUAAUAUACAGUAAAAUAUGUAGUGUGCCAUUCUGGUUUUAUGUCCAGUGAGUACAUGUUCCUCAUUUUCUUGUUCCUGCAUGAAGCUACAUGUUUUUUGUUCUGUUUUGUUUUGUUUUUUUUUGUUUGUUUGCAUUUUUUUUUCCCUAGGUGUGACUUCUUAUUCUAAGCUCUCGUGUUUUUACUACAGUAAAAUUCACCACAAAUCUUGCCGUGUUUUUUUUUUUUUUAAUUAAAUGCAAUACCUCUCUUUAAAUGAUAGAAUUUAAGAAUUUGUCUCUAAAUCUUCCUUCAUUUGCAUAGGAACAGUCUUAAAAAUACUCCAUGUAAAUGCAUAUGAAGGAGAUAUCUGUAAGGUGUAUUGGUGCAUUUCAUUGUGCAUUUGAAUUUGUAAAAAAAAUAUUUAUUUCCGUAAAUGUUGUUAAAAAAUUGAAUUUCACAAACAGUAUUCUACAGUUUCAUUAAACUCAUCCUUCCAUCCA